AUGUACCCAGCAGUACGAGGUAUUGAGCCAACAUACAUGUACCCAGCAGUACGAGGUAUUGAGCCAACAUACAUGUACCCAGCAGUACGAGGUAUUGAGCCAACAUACAUGUACCCAGCAGUACGAGGUAUUGAGCCAACAUACAUGUACCCUGUAGAACUAGGUAUUGAGCCAACAUACAUGUAUCCAGUAGAACGAGGUAUUGAGCCAACAUACAUGAACACUGUAGAACGAGGUAUUGAGCCAACAUACAUGUACCCUGUAGAACGAGGUAUUGAGCCAACAUACAUGUACCCAGUAGAACGAGGUAUUGAGCCAACAUACAUGUACCCAGUAGAACGAGGUAUUGAGCCAACAUACAUGUACCCUGUAGAACGAGGUAUUGAGCCAACAUACAUGUACCCAGUAGAACGAGGUAUUGAGCCAACAUACAUGUACCCUGUAGAACGAGGUAUUGAGCCAACAUACAUGUACCCUGUAGAACGAGGUAUUGAGCCAACAAACAUGUACCCAGUAGAACAAGGUAUUGAGCCAACAUACAUGUACCCUGUAGAACGAGGUAUUGAGCCAACAUACAUGUACCCUGUAGAACGAGGGAUAUUCCUUCAACACAAAUUGAGUCCCAGGUUAUCUUUAUGUAAAUGUAGUCUCUCCUACACCACAUCUGCCCCACACUCCUUCAUCACUACCCCAUUCAUCUCAAGGUUUGACUGA
Messenger RNA from Haliotis rufescens (red abalone), 714 nucleotides. Its product is annotated as annexin A7-like. The record is from RefSeq and is a predicted model, not a curated record. The coding region runs from base 1 to 714 and encodes 237 amino acids. The transcript has a single exon. Lineage: Eukaryota; Metazoa; Mollusca; Gastropoda; Lepetellida; Haliotidae.